Octopus sinensis (East Asian common octopus) is the source of this 1618-nucleotide messenger RNA. Its product is annotated as zinc finger protein 271-like. Lineage: Eukaryota; Metazoa; Mollusca; Cephalopoda; Octopoda; Octopodidae. The record is from RefSeq and is a predicted model, not a curated record. The annotation marks the transcript as partial. The transcript has 2 exons.
AAAACCUUAUCUAACCACAAACCUACUCAUACAGGUGAGAGAAAAUACCAUUGUGAUAUUUGCGGUAAAUCAUUCUCUCGUAAUGAUCUCUUAAGUGUACACAAACGUAUUCAUACAGGAGAGAGACCAUAUCACUGUGAUAUCUGUGGUAAAUCAUUCAGUCGUAGUCACCACUUAACCGCUCACAAACAUAUUCAUACAGGAGAGCAACCAUAUCGCUGUGAUAUCUGUGGUAAAUCAUUCUCUCACAGAAGUACCAUAGCUGUACACAAACAUGUUCAUUCAGGAUUGAAACUAUAUCACUGUGAUAUCUGUGGUAAAUCAUUCUCUCAAAGUAGUAAAGUUAAUCUUCACAAACGUAUUCAUACAGGUGAGAAGCCAUACCACUGUAAUUUGUGCAAUAAAUCGUUUGCUUACAAAACAAAUUUAACCAACCAUAAACGUACUCAUACAGGAGAGAAACCAUAUCACUGUGAUAACUGUGGUAAAUCUUUCUCUUACAAAACUAAUUUAACUAUUCACAGACGCACACAUACAGGUGAGAAAUUAUAUCACUGUGAUACCUGUGGUAAAUCAUUCUCUCAUAAAAAUACUCUAACUCUGCACAAACAGACUCAUACAGGAUUGAAACCAUAUCGCUGUGAUGUCUGUGGUAAAUCAUUCUCUCAGAGUUUUAAAGUAACUCUUCACAAACGCAUUCAUACAGGUGAGAAACCGUAUCACUGUGAGAUAUGCAGUAAAUCUUUCUCUUGCAAAAGUAACUUAUACACCCAUAAACGUAUUCAUACAGGUGAGAAACCUUAUCAGUGUGACAACUGUGAUAAAUAUUUCUCUUGCAAAACUAAUUUAACUCAUCACAAACUUACCCAUACAGGUGAGAAACCACACCACUGUGAUAUCUGUGGUAAAUCAUUUGCUCACAGAAGUUCUAUAACUGUUCACAAACGUACCCAUACAGGAGAGAAACCAUAUCACUGUGAUAUCUGUGGUAAAUCAUUCUCUCGAAACGGUGACUUAGCGAUUCAUAAACUCGUUCAUACAGGAGAGAAACCUUUUCAUUGUGACAUCUGUGAUAAAUCAUUCUCCGUGAGAGUUAACUUAGCUAAACACAAACGUAUUCAUACAGGAGAGAAACCAUAUCACUGUGAUAUCUGUGGUAAAUCAUUCACUCACAGAAGUGCUGUAACUGUACAUAAACGUACUCAUACAGGUGAGAAACCAUAUCACUGUGAUAUCUGUAGUAAAUCAUUCUCUCGAAGUGGUGACCUAUCCACUCACAAAUUUAUCCAUACAGGUGAGAAACCUUACCACUGUGAUAUCUGUGGGAAAUCAUUCUCUGUAAAAGUUAACUUAACUAAACACAAGCGUAUUCAUACAGGUGAAAAGCCAUAUCACUGUGAUAUCUGCGGGAGAUCAUUCACUCAAAAGGGACAUUUAAGUAGACACAAAUGUAUUCCUUCAGGAAUGAAAUCAUCAUUGUGACACCCGUGGUGAAUCAUUCUCUGAAAUAGAUCACUUGACCACUCACAGACGAAUUCAUUAGGAGAGAAACCAUGUCAUUGUGAUAUCUGUGGUGAAUGGUUCUCUCAAAUAUAUCUCUUAGAUCAGUGGUUUUCAA